Molecule: messenger RNA, 2307 nt
Organism: Callorhinus ursinus (northern fur seal)
Lineage: Eukaryota; Metazoa; Chordata; Mammalia; Carnivora; Otariidae
Source: RefSeq, a predicted model, not a curated record
GUUGAGGCAGGAGCUGAGGAGUGGAAUGCUGAGCUGAGCAAAGCUGGGAGGUGCCCCCCUGGCUCAGUCAUGGCGAAGCUGGAGACGCUGCCUGUGCGCGCUGACCCAGGGCGGGAUCCUCUCCUGGCCUUUGCCCCUCGGCCCUCUGAGCUCGGACCCCCAGACCCUCGCCUGGCCAUGGGCAGUGUGGGCAGCGGGGUGGCCCAUGCCCAGGAGUUCGCCAUGAAGAGUGUGGGCACCCGCACGGGGGGUGGGGGCAGCCAGGGCAGUUUCCCCGGCCCCCGUGGCAGCGGUGGUGGGGCCAGCAGGGAGAGACCAGGCCGCUACCCCUCCGAAGACAAGGCUCUCGCCAACUCCCUCUACCUCAACGGCGAGCUGCGGGGCAGCGACCACACCGAUGUCUGCGGCAACGUGGUGGCCAGCAGCGGGGGCAGUAGCAGCAGUGGGGGCAGUGACAAGGCCCCGCCGCAGUAUCGCGAGCCCAGCCAUCCACCUAAGCUCUUGGCCACCUCUGGCAAGCUAGACCAGUGCUCAGAGCCGCUAGUCAGGCCUUCGGCCUUCAAGCCCGUUGUACCCAAGAACUUCCACUCCAUGCAGAACUUGUGCCCCCCGCAGACCAAUGGUACUCCUGAGGGACGACAGGGUCCUGGUGGUCUCAAGGGCGGACUGGACAAGUCUCGGACCAUGACCCCAGCGGGCGGGGGUGGGGGCGGCCUCUCAGACUCAGGCCGGAACUCGCUCACAAGCCUGCCCACCUACAGCUCCAGCUAUAGCCAGCACCUGGCACCCCUCAGUGCCUCCACCAGCCACAUCAACCGCAUCGGCACUGCCAGCUACGGCAGUGGCAGUGGCAGUGGCAGUGGCGGCGGCGGCGGCAGCUCGGGCUACCAGGACCUGGGGACCUCUGACAGCGGGCGUGCCUCCAGCAAGAGCGGGUCGUCCUCCUCCAUGGGGCGGCCAGGCCACCUGGGGUCGGGGGAGGGCGGAGGUGGAGGCCUGCCGUUCGCGGCCUGCUCACCCCCCUCGCCCAGUGCCCUGAUCCAGGAGCUCGAGGAGCGGCUGUGGGAGAAGGAGCAGGAGGUGACAGCUCUGCGGCGGAGCCUGGAGCAGAGCGAGGCCGCGGUGGCCCAGGUGCUGGAGGAGCGGCAGAAGGCGUGGGAGCGCGAGCUGGCGGAGCUGCGGCAGGGCUGCAGCGGGAAGCUGCAGCAGGUGGCCCGCCGCGCCCAGCGCGCCCAGCAGGGCCUACAGCUGCAGGUGCUGCGGCUGCAGCAGGACAAGAAGCAGCUGCAGGAGGAGGCCGCCCGGCUGAUGCGGCAGCGGGAAGAGCUGGAGGACAAGGUGGCCGCCUGCCAGAAGGAGCAGGCUGACUUCCUGCCCCGGAUGGAGGAAACUAAGUGGGAGGUGUGCCAGAAGGCGGGGGAGAUCUCCCUCCUGAAGCAGCAGCUGAAGGACUCGCAGGCCGACGUGUCCCAGAAGCUGAGUGAGAUCGUGGGGCUGCGCUCGCAGCUGCGGGAGGGCCGGGCCUCGCUGCGGGAGAAGGAGGAGCAGCUGCUCAGCCUGAGGGACUCCUUCGGCAGCAAACAGGCCAGCCUGGAGCUGGGCGAGGCAGAGCUGCCCCCGGCGUGCCUCAAGCCCGCCCUGACCCCCGUGGACCCGGCCGAGCCCCAGGAGGCCCUGGCCACGUGCGAGAGCGACGAGGCCAAGAUGCGCCGGCAGGCCGGGGUGGCCGCCGCCGCCUCGUUGGUUUCCUUGGACGGGGAGGCUGAAGCUGGCGGGGAGAGCGGGACGCGGGCCCUGCGGCGGGAGGUGGGGCGGCUGCAGGCCGAGCUGGCGGCCGAGCGGCGAGCCCGGGAGCGCCAGGGGGCCAGCUUCGCGGAGGAGCGCCGCGUGUGGCUGGAGGAGAAGGAGAAGGUCAUCGAGUACCAGAAGCAGCUGCAGCUGAGUUACGUGGAGAUGUACCAGCGCAACCAGCAGCUGGAGCGGCGGCUGCGGGAGCGCGGGGCAGCGGGGGGUGCCAGCACACCCACCCCCCAACACGGCGAGGAGAAGAAAGCCUGGACGCCCUCCCGCCUUGAGCGCAUUGAGUCCACGGAAAUCUGAUCCCCUACCUGGGCAUGUGGCCUUUUGACAAAUGCCCUGUCAAAGGCCAAGAGUCCCCAGUGUCCCCUUCCUGCCAUUUCUCUUCCCCAUGUUCCCCAUACCCCCAGACCAAAGAGGUUCUCAAAGCAGCUGUGACCAGGUCCCUCCCCACCCCCCACUGGGUGCCCUUAGGGCUCUACCACUGGCCCUCUGGGCAGCCCUCUUGGA